This is a messenger RNA of Arachis duranensis, 1170 nucleotides long. RefSeq lists its product as uncharacterized. NCBI's taxonomy places the organism in Eukaryota, Viridiplantae, Streptophyta, Magnoliopsida, Fabales, Fabaceae. The transcript is spliced from 2 exons. The coding region runs from base 1 to 1170 and encodes 389 amino acids. The record is from RefSeq and is a predicted model, not a curated record.
AUGGAACCACCCUCCAAUUUCGCUUCUCAAGCUCUAAAUUCUAGUGCCAUUCCCUCUCAACCUCAACCCAAUCCCAAAAUUGGCAUUAAUGCCAUUACCUUGAGAUCCGAAACUCAAUUGAAAGAGAGGAAGAUAAAGGACCCAAGUCCGAUCAUAAUCACUCAAGAGGAGGAGGGAAUCAAGAUAGAAGAAAUAGAAGAGGAGGAGGAAGCACGAGUCAUAGUUGAGGAUGAAGAGACUCAACCAACAAGUGAGGCCCCCAAGAAUAAGGGAGUCGUGGAAGAAGAAAUUGCUCAACCAAUCCCAUUUCAUACACUUGCAAAGAAAGCUAGGAAGCGUAUGCAACUUGACCCCAAAAUGGUGGAGAUGUUCAAGAAAGUUGAGGAUUUAUGCAUGAACAAGGAUAGAAUUCUUGAGUUAGAAACUAUUCCAUUGGGGAGUUCUAUUUCCGCCUUAAUGGGAGCAUUACCCGAGAAGUAUGAUGAUCCGGGCCCGUGCAUGGUCACUUGCACCGUAGAUGGGGUUCAAUUUCUAGAUUGUAUGUGUGAUCUCGGUGCAUGCGUUAGCAUCAUGCCGCUUUCCGUCUACCGUAUAUUGAGGCUACCACCAUUGAAGAGGUCGAUGGCAAGAUUUGUUUUAGCAGACAAGAGCAUAAUAACCAUGAUGGGUGUUGCAGAAGAUGUAUUGGUGAAUAUAAAAGGGUUGGUGUUUCCAAUUGAUUUUUACGUUCUUGAGAUGCAAUCGAGCGAGUCCGAGAGGGCAUCAUCUAUCCUACUUGGGAGACCAUUUUUGAGGACCUCUAGGUUCAAGUUAGAUGCCUACUCGGGAACCUACUCAUUUGAAAUAGAUGGGAGAGUCGUGAGUUUUAGCCUAGAAGAAGCAAUAAAACACCCACCGGAGAAUCAUUCUCUAUUCCGGUGUGACCCAAUUGACAACAUUUUGGCCGAAGUGCAUCUUGCGAAGUUAGAUGAGAAGCAUAUGAUUGAACACACAAGUCAAAAUCCAAGUGAAGCGAACGCAUUACCCCAUCCGGAUCAUCCGGAAGUUCAAACCUCAAAUCAAGACCAAAAGGUAGAAUUAAAGCCACUACCAACCCACUUAAAGUACUCAUAUCUUGAUGAAGCCCACAAGUUCUCCGUGAUUAUUGCAAGGGAACUAAAUCCUCAAUAA